This is a messenger RNA of Phytophthora infestans T30-4, 375 nucleotides long. RefSeq lists its product as uncharacterized. The record is from RefSeq and is a predicted model, not a curated record. NCBI's taxonomy places the organism in Eukaryota, Oomycota, Peronosporomycetes, Peronosporales, Peronosporaceae. The coding region runs from base 1 to 375 and encodes 124 amino acids. The transcript is spliced from 2 exons.
AUGAACUCGUCGCGCUCGUACACCUCGGCGUCGCCACCCUCCUGCGGGUUGCGCCUGUUGCUGUCCUUGACGGCAUGCAACUCGGCGGCACGGACCUUCAUGUCGGCCUCGAGACGGGACACGUACUCAGGCGUGAUGACCAGAGCGUUGCGGGCCUCGUCCAGCGUAUUCUUGCAGUCCUCACGGUGCUCAUCGAACAGCUUGCAGUCGGAAUCGCGGUCCUCCGUAAGAGCAGCGCGCUUGAACAGAAGCAUGGUCUGCGACUUGGUAUGGCGGGAAAACUGGUCGCUAAAGACGUCUGUGCGCUUCUUGCCGCGCGUGAUGCGGGCGUCGUGCUCAUCCAGACGCGACUUGGUGAUCGCGUACGGGCGUUAA